CCAGUUCAAGGGCAUUUCUCCCAAGGCUCUCCCAACUCUUCUUGUACUUUUAAUACACUCUUACCUAUUUAGAACGUACACCAGUUCGCGUGUAGUACACCAUUUCCUCCAUUGCUCGAUCUUUUUUAUCUUCAUUCCUUCCUUCUUCCUCCUUUGCGUUACAGAGAGAGAGAGAGCGAAGAUGAUGCACAUGACCUUUUACUGGGGUAGGAAGGUGACCCUCCUGUUCGAUUCAUGGAAGACGAAUUCCUGGACCAGCUACGCCUUCACCUUGCUCGCCUGCCUCGUGCUCGCUGCCUUCUACCAGUUCUUGGAAGAUCGCCGCAUCAAAUUCAAGCUCCUCGCCGCCGGCCGCCCCCCCGCCCAGUCUCCGAUCGAAGCCCCCCUUCUCCAAAGGAAGAUCGCCGGCUGGGGUCCCGCGAAGUUCGCCGGCGCCUUCCUCUUCGGGAUCAACUCCGCGAUCGGGUACCUUCUCAUGCUCGCUGUCAUGUCCUUCAACGGAGGCGUGUUCAUAGCCGUCGUCGCGGGGCUUGCUAUCGGCUACUUGCUCUACAGAAGCGGCGGCGACGAUGUGCUGGUAGUUGAUAACACAUGCGGUUGCGCUUGAUUUGAAAUCUAGAAAUUCCCAGUUCCGAUAUUUUCUGAUGUUAAGUUAUACGCUUCUUUCAGAUUUUGAUUUCCUAUUUUCAAAUUGCGGUGUGAUCAAAUGGUGGUGGGGGUUUUCGAUCGUUUGGAGGGGAUUCUGUGUUGCGAAAAAUAUGUAUAUCUGUAACUGUCUCUAGCAAUCUCAGCUUCGUUAUGCGUCAA
This is a messenger RNA of Malania oleifera, 807 nucleotides long. Its product is annotated as copper transporter 5.1. Lineage: Eukaryota; Viridiplantae; Streptophyta; Magnoliopsida; Santalales; Ximeniaceae. Gene Ontology annotation, biological process: intracellular copper ion homeostasis; copper ion transmembrane transport. Bases 182 to 607 code for a protein of 141 amino acids. Gene Ontology annotation, cellular component: plasma membrane. The record is from RefSeq and is a predicted model, not a curated record. The transcript has a single exon. Gene Ontology annotation, molecular function: copper ion transmembrane transporter activity.